Molecule: messenger RNA, 8472 nt
Organism: Symphalangus syndactylus (siamang)
Lineage: Eukaryota; Metazoa; Chordata; Mammalia; Primates; Hylobatidae
Gene: RNF19A
Product: ring finger protein 19A, RBR E3 ubiquitin protein ligase
Biological process (GO): protein ubiquitination
Molecular function (GO): zinc ion binding; ubiquitin-protein transferase activity
Source: RefSeq, a predicted model, not a curated record
GAGGGGGAGGUGGUAGUUGCGGCGCUGGUUCCCGGGAGCAGCCGUCGAGCCACAACUGCGGAGGAGGAGUUCGGGAAAGCGGCCGUCGGGACUCCUCCCCUCUGUCGUCUCCGCCCGGGUUGAGAGGCGCAUCGGCGGGACCCUCCUCCGCGCUUCCUCAGGCUGCUGUCGCCGCUGCUGGGAGAUGGGCCUACUCGCCCGCCACGCUGCGCCGCCGCUCUGAGGAGUUAAAGAACAUCCAUGAUAGCAGUCUUCUAUAAAUCGAACUUUUCAAGAAUUCUCUGAAGGAACCAAGUAGGAUAUUCUUACAUCAUGACUUAAUGUGAAUGCAGGAACAAGAAAUAGGUUUUAUCUCUAAAUAUGAUGAAGGGCUGUGUGUAAACACUGACCCUGUCUCAAUUCUAACAAGCAUUUUAGACAUGAGUUUACAUCGGCAAAUGGGUUCAGAUCGAGAUCUUCAGUCCUCUGCUUCAUCUGUGAGCUUGCCUUCAGUCAAAAAGGCACCCAAAAAAAGAAGAAUUUCAAUAGGCUCCCUGUUUCGGAGGAAAAAAGAUAACAAACGUAAAUCAAGGGAGCUAAAUGGCGGGGUGGAUGGAAUUGCAAGUAUUGAAAGUAUACAUUCUGAAAUGUGUACUGAUAAGAACUCCAUUUUCUCUACAAAUACCUCUUCUGACAAUGGAUUAACUUCCAUCAGCAAACAAAUUGGAGACUUCAUAGAGUGCCCUUUGUGCCUUUUGCGGCAUUCUAAAGACAGAUUUCCUGAUAUAAUGACUUGUCAUCACAGAUCUUGUGUGGAUUGCUUACGACAAUAUUUAAGGAUAGAAAUCUCUGAAAGUAGAGUUAAUAUUAGUUGCCCAGAAUGUACUGAACGGUUCAAUCCUCAUGAUAUUCGCUUGAUAUUAAGUGAUGAUGUCUUGAUGGAAAAAUACGAAGAGUUUAUGCUUAGACGGUGGCUUGUUGCAGAUCCUGAUUGUAGGUGGUGUCCAGCUCCAGACUGUGGAUAUGCUGUGAUAGCAUUUGGAUGUGCCAGCUGUCCAAAAUUAACUUGUGGGCGAGAGGGCUGUGGAACAGAGUUUUGCUACCACUGUAAACAGAUUUGGCACCCCAACCAGACCUGUGAUGCUGCUCGACAAGAGAGAGCCCAGAGCUUACGUUUGAGAACUAUACGUUCUUCAUCCAUUAGUUAUAGUCAAGAGUCUGGAGCAGCAGCUGAUGAUAUAAAGCCAUGUCCACGAUGUGCUGCUUAUAUAAUAAAGAUGAAUGAUGGGAGCUGCAAUCACAUGACAUGUGCUGUUUGUGGUUGUGAGUUUUGUUGGUUGUGCAUGAAAGAAAUCUCAGAUUUACAUUAUCUAAGUCCAUCAGGAUGUACUUUUUGGGGGAAGAAACCCUGGAGCCGAAAGAAGAAAAUAUUGUGGCAGCUGGGAACACUGGUUGGUGCUCCUGUUGGAAUCGCUUUAAUAGCUGGCAUUGCUAUUCCUGCAAUGAUUAUUGGCAUUCCUGUGUAUGUGGGCCGCAAGAUUCACAAUCGCUAUGAAGGCAAGGAUGUUUCAAAGCACAAACGGAAUUUGGCCAUAGCAGGUGGUGUAACAUUGUCUGUAAUCGUGUCUCCAGUAGUAGCUGCAGUGACUGUAGGUAUUGGUGUUCCUAUUAUGUUAGCUUAUGUCUAUGGCGUUGUUCCAAUUUCUCUUUGUCGAAGUGGAGGUUGUGGAGUCUCAGCAGGCAAUGGAAAAGGAGUUAGGAUUGAAUUUGAUGAUGAAAAUGAUAUAAAUGUUGGUGGAACUAACACAGCUGUAGACACAACAUCAGUAGCAGAAGCAAGACACAACCCGAGCAUAGGGGAGGGCAGUGUUGGUGGGCUGACUGGCAGUUUGAGUGCAAGUGGAAGCCACAUGGAUCGAAUAGGAGCCAUCCGAGACAACCUGAGUGAAACGGCCAGCACCAUGGCACUAGCUGGAGCCAGUAUAACGGGGAGUCUGUCAGGAAGUGCCAUGGUAAACUGUUUUAACAGGUUGGAAGUACAAGCAGAUGUACAGAAAGAACGGUACAGUCUAAGUGGAGAAUCUGGCACAGUCAGCUUGGGAACAGUUAGUGAUAAUGCCAGCACCAAAGCAAUGGCAGGAUCCAUUCUGAAUUCCUACAUCCCAUUGGACAAAGAAGGCAACAGUAUGGAGGUGCAAGUAGAUAUUGAGUCAAAGCCAUCCAAAUUCAGGCACAACAGUGGAAGCAGUAGUGUGGAUGAUGGCAGUGCCACCCGAAGUCAUGCUGGUGGUUCAUCCAGUGGCUUGCCUGAAGAUGGAGUCUCACUUUGUAGCCCAAGCCUUGCGUGCAGUGGUUGCGAUCUCAGCUCACUGCAACCUCCGCCUCCUGGGCUCAAGCAAUUCUCGUGCCUCAGUCUCCCAAGUAGCUGGGAUUACAGGCAAACAUCACCACGCCUGGCUAAUUUUUUUGUGUGUUUUAGUAGAGACGAGGUUUCGCCAUGUUGCCCAGGGUGGUCACAAACUCCUGAGCUCAAGUAAUCCACCCACCUCGGCCUCCCAAAGUCCUGGGAUUACUGGCGUGAACCACGAUGCUCGGCCAAAAUAAUCUUACGAAUGUGUUGACUGCCUUCUUGACAUUUCUUUAAAAGGCUAAAGAUGAAAUGGAAAGCUAAGUGAUCUUCAGAGGAACACAGCCAAAAUAGUGCCCUAUAGGAGGCUGGUGCAUUCAUUUACCCUACACCUACUUCUGGUGAUACUCCCAACCAAUACCACUUCAGUCUCACCUUAAAACUAGCUUCAAAAAUUCCUUGUCUCCUGGAUCUUUCAGCUAGCUUCAGAAAUUCCUUGUCUCCUGGAUCCUUCAAAGUUGGAUUAAUUUAGGACCAAGCCAGUUUUCCCUGGAGCUCAACUCUGGUCUAGCCUCGAACAAGAGAUACCUCCAGGGUAUUCAAAAUAAACCUUAACUCACUGAAAUCUUGUUAAAACUCUUUGUACUUUAAAGCCUGUUGGAAAAAUCAUCUGGUAAUGAGAGAAAAGAAAUACAAAGAUUAUAAUAGUAUAUCCUACUGUUGAUAAUGUAGACCACCAAUUUAACUGGUAGAUUCACUUCAUUGUACAAAUUCCCAGCUUCAGAGCACUUAGUUACCUUUUUAUAUUAAAUGCACAUAAUCCACCACUCCUAACUUAUUUUUGCUGGAAAUUGUGUUAAUUUGUAAACAUGUAAGACUUUCCCUAGCCUGUUAUCUAGGUAAACAUACAGACAAAUCACCAAAGGAUAAAGUAUGUGUUGAAAACCAUCAGAGCUAUUAAUUGCUACAUGACAUGAGCAAAAGAAACUCCUGCUCCAUAGAUUGUUUUCCCUUUCCAUUCAGAGUCAUCACGCUUCUUACAGAUUCUAGUCUGUACUUGGAUCUAAGGAAGAAAAUUAUUUUCUCAAGGCUACAUUUCAUAUGGUUCCUUUUAAUGGAUUUGUUGUUUCAUUUAUUUCCUUCACUAGAGCAUGAGAUAUCAUUACUUAACAGCCAGUGUUUACAUACUGGUUGAUUUUUGAAUGCCAAAAAUAGUGUUCUAAACUUGGAGAGAGUUAUGUUAUUUAGGGUGGCUAUCAUUUAGUAGAUGGAUAUGAGAAAGUUUGCAGUUUUAAAAUUUAGUUCAAAUUGAAUCACUGUACAUCAUAUACUAGUCAGAAUUUUUGUGACUUCUACCAAUUUAUUCAACAAAGUAGAUGCUGGAAAUACAGCAUAGUACCAAAUAAACACACCCUGGCUUCAGAGGGCUUAUAUUAGAAUUUGGGGGAUACAAAAAUAAUAAACAUAUGCAUGUAGCUUAAAAUAAUGGAACCAGAUGUAAAAUAACCAGAUGAUGGUUGCUAUGAAAAAUUCGAGGUGGGCACAACAAGAGUGACUGGGGUUUUGGGGAAGCAGUACUGUUUUAUACAGGGCAAAACAGAGAAAGUCUCUAUUUAGAAGACAUUUGUGCCAAGAUCUAAAGGAAAUGAAGGAACCAUGUAAAAACAUACCUGGUGAAUGAGCAUUUCAGAAACAUCUCCAAGGUGAGUUAGUGGACAAUUUAGACAUCAGUGUUGGAAUCUGAGUUUGCUAUCUAAUAGGGCAAGUCUGCCACUGAUUUUUCCUUGGAUGGUGUCUUGACUGUCCUUAGCACUUUACAUUUCCAUAAACAUACUGGAAUAACUUUGUUGUGUUUCACCAAUUUUGAUUAGGAUUACAUUGAAUCUAUAAUUAUCCCUAUAGAAGUCUUUACAUCUUUUGUUAAAUUUGAUUCCCAGGUACUUGAUAUUUUUUAUCCUAUAAUAAUGGUAUAUUUUUAAAAUGUCAUUUUCUUUAUUUCUUUCUGAGACAGGGUUUCACUCUCGUUGCCCAGACUGGAGUGCAGUGGUGCGAUCUCGGCUCACUGCAACCUCUGCCUCCUGGGUUCAGGCGUUUCUCCUGCCUCAGCCUCCCGAGUAGCUAGGAUUACAGGCGUCCCACCACCACGCCCAGCUAAUUUCUUAUAUUUUUAGUAGAGAAGGGGUUUCAUUAUGUUAGCCAGGCUGGUCUCAAACUCCUGACCUCCAGUGAUCCACCUGCUUUGGCCUCCCAAAGUGCUGGGAUUACAGGCGUAAGCCACCACGCCCAGCCUCAUUUUCUGUUUGUAACUAAUAGUAUACAGAAAUGCCAUUGAUUUUGUAUAACAAUUUUGUAUCUGGUGAAUCUUACUCUUUUCAUUCCAAUGGUUUAUCUCCAGAUUCUUUGGGAUAUCACUGUACAAUUAUCACUUGUGAAUAUUUGUAUUAAACACUUUUACAGUGCUUUGAAGUGUCAAAUACUUUCUGAGCACUUAUAGUAACUUAUGGAAAAGCAAACAAAAAAUAAGAAAAAUAUAACUUAUCAAGUUUACUUAUAUAACAAACCUGCACAUGUACCCCUGAACUUAAAAGUUAAAUUAAAAAAUAAUAUUAGGUUGACCUUGAACAGUGAAUAGGGGUCAUAUAAUUUAGAAAGAUGCAAAAGGUAAUUGUAUAUCAAAUUAUAUAUUAAAGUCUUAAUUAUCAUUAGAAUUGGUUCAAAAUAAAAUACUUAUUCCUCAGAACAACUCUGUGAAGGAGGUAUUAUCUUCAUUACAGAUGGAGGUAACUGAGGCACAGAGAUAUUAAGUAAUUUGCCUGGAGUUGCACAGCUGCUACAUGGUAGAGGUGGGAUUCCCAUUGUUCUGGUUUUUUUUCUCUUAGAUCAUUGCAUCAUUUAUUUAUUUUUCUGGCUUUUUGCACUGGCUGGGACUUCUAGUGUAUACUUCUGAAUAGCAGUGGUUAUAGGGGACAUUGUUGAUUUAUUAAUAACCUCAAAGGGAAACCUUUCAUCAUUUCAGUUAUUAUUUGCCGUAGAUAUAUUUGUAGGAUAUCCUUUAUUGAAUUUUGUAAAUUAUCUUCUAACUCCUAGUUUGCCAAGAGUUUUUACCUUGGAAAAUACAUUGAAUUGUAUUGGCUGUUUAUUUGGUGGAGGGAGCAUCUGCCAUAUAAUUAUGAUUACUUUAAUAUGUUAAUGUGGUGAAUUUGAUUCUUCAAAUGUUAACCUGGGGCAAACUUCAGUGAUCAGAGUAUGUAAGACUGGAAUGAUGUCUUCCUUUAAUGUUUGGUAGAAAUUGCUAUUAAGGCUGUCUGCACUUGAAUUGUUUGUUUUUUAGUACAAGAGAGAGCCGAGUUCUCAGGGUUAGUAAGCAGCUCAUUUUCAUCUAUAUGAGCAGUAAGAUAAGGCAGUCUCUUUGCUCUGUAAGAGUUGACUAAUUCUAGAAUAUGUGGGCUGGCUGGUGACAAGAUAGUCUUGCUUUUGCUUUUUUUUUUUUUUUCUUUCCAGCCUUUUGCCUAAAUAGCAUUGGAUCACAUAUUUCUGCCACUUUUUGUCCUGCAUGGAGGUAAAAUAUAGACAUACAUAACACCAUGUGUUCCAGGUAUUAAUACCUCCAGAUUCUUAAUUUUGUAUUCAAGAUAUUAGGAGAACAAAUCUUAAAGAAACUCUAGUCUCAUGAGGGCAGGGACCUUGUCUUUCCUUUUAUUUUUCCUGUACUUAUAGUAUUUAUAUAUAUGAAGAGGAAAUUCUGAUGGGACAGAACAACUACUGAGCAAAGGGAAUGAGGAUGUUUCUGGACCCAAUUCAGGGUCGAUAACCAGUCACUUCAUAAUAUUGUACAGUAAAAUAAGUUGUUUGAAGCAAUACAGUGGCUGAAAAGACAGUUAACUUUUAACAAGAUUUUAUACCAAAUACGUUAGUUUACAAAUAUUCUAUCAUGUAUGAAAGCCAUUGGAACCUAAUUUUCAGGGUUAAUAUAGCCAAGACAUUUUAAUUUUGCUUUUGGGGGCUUUUUGUUGCUUUUUUGCUUGUUUAAAGAAAAUGUAAUACUUUCAACUAGAUAAGGAAAUCAUAGUUGCCUUAGAGGUAUCAUGAACUGAUGUUUUAGAGACUUUCUAUUGAAAGCUUAAAAUGUGCACAAAUUAUUUCCUCAUCCUUUUUUCCUUGCCUUCUUUUUAUGUUUUGUUCUCCCCUUCUCUUCUCUGCCUCCUUCCCUCAUUAUCUUCCCCCAUAACCAGUGCAAAUGACAAAAUGUGUGUGAUGCCAGUUUUCUCCAUGUUCAUAGUCACACACAAUGCACAUAUACAUUAAUUUUCUUGAUUUUUUCUCAGUAAUAUCUGGGAAAUCUGUCCAAGUCAACUGUAUAACUCCAAUUUAUUCUUUUUAAUGGCUGCAUAAGAAUUCUGUAGUAUAGAUGUGCUGCAGUUAUUCAGACAUUCUCAUAUUGAUGAGCAUUCACUUUGUUAUUUGUUGUUUCCUCAAUACAAAACACUGCAAAAAACGUUCUAAUAAUUACAUCCUUAUAUUCUGGUACUUCUAAGUAUGGGAGAUAGAUUCAGGGAAAUCAGAUAGCUAGGUUAAAGUCCAUGUCUUUUAAAAGGUUACCAGAUUGUCUCCCAAAAAAGGCUGUCACAAUUCACAAUUUGCUAACAAUAUAUGAGUUCCCUUUUCCCUGCGUUCUACUAACAAUAGGUAUUAGAGCUUUACAAACUUUUAAACUGUUUGGUGUAAAGUAAUAUCUUGUAUCUAAUGUUACAUUUUUCUGGCUAGUAAAUGUGGACAUCUUUUUGUACUUUUUUUUUUUUGGCCUAGAGGGUGGAAGAGAUGGUAUUUGAAUUUGCUGUUCUCUAAAUUGGUUCUUAUAUCCUUUGCCUAUUUUUGUUUGUUUUCUCAUCAGUUUGAAAGAUAUUUUGGCCAGGUGCAGUGGCUCACUUUGGGAGGCUGAGGCAGGAGGAUUGCUUGAGGCCAGGAGUUCAAGACUAGCCUGGGCAACAUAGCAAAACCCCAUCUCUGUUAAUAAAUAAAAAUGAAAAUAGGGCUGGGUGUGGUGGCUCACACCUAUAAUCCCAGCUACUUGAGAGGCUGAGGCAGGAGAAUAGCUUGAACCUGGGAGGCAGAGGUCACAGUGAGCUGAGAUCACGCCACUGCACUCCAGCCUGGGCAACAGAGCAAGACUCUGUCUCAGAAAAAUAAAUUUUUAAAAAUGAAAAUAAAUAUAUUUUUAAUACUAUAGCUGUUAAUAGUUUGACUCUUGUAUUUUUCUCCAAAUAUGUCAUUUGACUUUUAUUAGCGUUGUGUGUGUGCUCUAUUUUAUCCUUAAACUUUUAAUUUUUGAAUAUUUUUAGAUUUACAGAAAAGUUGCAGAUAUUUCAGGGUUUUCACAUACUCUUUACAUUUUUUUUCUGCAAUAUGAAACCUGUUGUGUGUCUUUAAUUGUAAUAUUUUAGACUUUCUGCUCAUGAUUAAGCUCUCCUUUCUAAAUUUUACUUGUAGUCUCUUUUGGUAGUUUGUAGUGAGAUUUUAAAUUUUUCAUGUUUUUUAAAAUCUAUCUUCAAUUUAUCUUAGCAUUUAGUGUAAUAUAAAGGUCCAGUUUUACUUUCUUCCAGAUAGAAAGCCAUUCGUGAUGGCACUAUUUUUUAAAUAAUCUUUCCUUUUCCCAGUGAUUUGAAUGCUGUGUUUACACUAGAAUCCAUUUCUAGAUUUCUACCAAAAAGUCUGCUGGGAUUUUGACUGAACCACCACUGAUACCUAUUUAUCAAUAUGAGGAAAACUGGCAUCUUAACAAUAUCAAGUCUUCCUAUUCAUGAAUACAGUAUAUCUGUCCUUUAGUUUUUUAAUUUCAACAAUGCUUUGUAGUUUUCAGUGUACAGAUCUCUUAAAAAUACCAAUUUAUGAUUACAUUCAUUACUAGUAUAUAGAAAUAAAAUAGAUUUUUGUAUAUUGAUCUUGAAUCCUACGACCUUGUAAAUCACAUUAAUUUUAGUAGUUUUUUUGUAGAUUCUAUAGACUUUUUUUUUUUUUUUUUAUGUUGGAGCCUCGCUCUGUCGCCCAGGCUGGAGUGCAGUGGCUUGAUCUCAAAUCACUGCAACUUCUGCCUCCCGGGUUCAAGCAGUUCUCCUGCCUCAGGCUCCAGAGUAGCUAGGAUUACAGGU